Messenger RNA from Phyllotreta striolata, 1793 nucleotides. Lineage: Eukaryota; Metazoa; Arthropoda; Insecta; Coleoptera; Chrysomelidae. The record is from the annotation of a GenBank genome assembly.
GAAAUAUUUUGUGUUGACUUCCACUUUUUGUAACAUCAUGAGUUGUGUGUUGAAAUUAUAAAAUUACGAAUGUUCUGUAAACAAAAUUAAAUAAUAGAAAACAAUAAAAGUGAUAAAAAUGGCCAGUACUCGAUACUCUUUAAGAAGUGCGGAAAAAAGGCAGACCAACUAUAAUAAUAAAACCAAAAGUGAUAUUAUUUAUAUUAUCGAUUCCUCGGACGAAGAAGAACUUACAGAUUCGGAUUCCCAGCAUUCGACACCCAGAAAAACCAAGGCAAAGUUCAACAACUGCGACUCCACACCACCGAAACAAAGCAAAUUGAAUUCCAUUUCGAAGAACCGAAAACAAUUCACAUCACCCGUGAAAACUCCUUCCUUAGAACGUCUGUCCUUAGUAAGCCCGAAGAAACCGAAAUCCAGCAAAAAAAACCUAUUCAAAGAAAACGAAAGCCAUUCGGAAAAUACAACACGAGCAGAAUCUCUUAAUGCUACUAAAACUUCGGAUUCUGAACCAAAACACGAUGAAAUUUUGCCUAAAACGACUCCCUCCGCUUACCAAUAUGCCAGGCAGGCUCUACACGGAACCUUUCCCACUGAAAUGCCAGGAAGAGAAAAGGAACUGGCAAAGUUAAAAAGUUUUAUAGACGAACAUUUAAAACACAAAACGUCCGGCUCGAUUUACGUGAGCGGUCCUCCCGGUACAGGCAAAACAGCUUCAUUGAAUGUGAUUUUAAGCGAAUUGAAUGUAGAUAGUAAGGUAACUCAUGUAUACGUAAAUUGUACAGCUAUUAAAUCCCCAAAUGCUAUAUAUUCGAGGAUCAUGAACGAACUUAAGCUAACAAACAAGACUGAAAAAAAUCAUGUAGCCACGAUCGAAGCAUAUUUAAAAAGAAAACACCAGCCUAUUCUACUAGUGCUCGAUGAAAUAGACCAAUUGGAAACCAAAAACCAAUCGAUAUUGUACACAAUUUUCGAAUGGCCCUCGAAACCUAACUCUCAGCUAGUCCUAAUAGGUAUAGCGAACGCCCUGGAUCUCACGGAUAGAAUUUUACCGAGGCUGCAGACUCGUUGCGAGCUCAAACCGGAACUCUUACAUUUCGCUCCCUACACGAAGGCGCAAAUAGUAGACAUAUUCACCUCCAGGCUCAAAGCAGCAGGCGUUUUAGACGUGUUUUCCCCGACCGCUGUACAAUUGCUGGCCGGAAAAGUGGCCUCGAUCUCGGGGGACAUCAGAAGGGCUCUCGAUAUAGGUAGAAGGGUGAUAGAACUAGCCGAUCGAAGCCGGAAGGACGGGGCUCUGAAAUCCAUGGAGAAUUUAGCGAGCGAAUUAAUCAACGAAGAAACCAACAGCGUCGAUUUAAAGCAGGUUUUAACGGUUUUAAACAACGUGUACGGAACUUCCCAGAACCUUAACGGCAACGUCGACGAUUCGAUUCCUCUGCAGCAAAAAAUUAUAAUUUGCUCGCUGCUUUUGAUGCUGAAGAAGCUGAAGAAUAAGGACAUAACAAUUGGGAAACUCCACGAUGUGUACAAGAGGGUUUGUGGUAAAAGGAAAAUCGGUUCGGUUGAUCAGGCGGAGUUCGUGGGCUUGUGUUCUCUCAUCGAAACUCGAGGAAUAUUGAGCAUUACGAACAAAAAGGAGCCUAGAUUGAACAAAGUUAGCCUUUUGUGGGACGAAGAGGAAGUUACGAACGUUUUGAAAGACAAACAAUUAAUUUCCGAAAUUCUACAGGAUACUAGUUGCUUGGGAAAAUUUUAAUUGUAUAUUUUUUUCGAUUUUAUUCGGUUUUGAC